Molecule: messenger RNA, 549 nt
Organism: Eruca vesicaria subsp. sativa (arugula)
Lineage: Eukaryota; Viridiplantae; Streptophyta; Magnoliopsida; Brassicales; Brassicaceae
Source: the annotation of a GenBank genome assembly
ACACACACAAAAUCUUCAACAAUAAGAAUCUUUAUAUCAUAAUUCGAGUGAACAAAAAUGUGUUACAAAAAGAUUCUUCCUCUUAUUAUUCCACCGGAGAGCUUCAAUGAAAACAUGCCGGCGGCAGAAGUGACUGUGGCAACGGAGGUGGUAGCCACCGCUAGUCACCGUGACGGUGACGGUGGAAAGAAGAAGUGUGUGUGUUCACCGUCGACGCAUCCUAGAUCGUUCAAGUGUAGGUAUCAUCAUCAUGAAUAUCAAUGGCUUCCUUCUUCAUCUCAUCCCUCCAAAAAUAACACAUCAUCUUGUAAUCAACAGCUAUAGUUUUAUGUUCAUGGUUAUUUAAAUCAAACUAUAAUCGUAAAUGUUCUGUUUCUUUAUAAAGUAGAUCCUUCGAAUCAUUAUAAGACCAUGUUUUUUUAUCACAAAGGUUUCCAAGCCGACAGCAAUCAAUGUUAAAAUAAUGAGUGGUUACUGGUAACAAUGGUUCCUGUAUAUUUGUUUUAUCUCUUAGUUACAAAAUAAAAUAAAAAUUGAGGUUACGUGACG